AGAGCUAGAUUUAGCCUUCGGGUUGGGUUGGCGAAGACCUUAGUCAGUUUGGCACAGGCUAGGAAGAGAGAUGGCUGUGCUGAAUGCACGCAGUGUCCUGGUGACUGGGUCCAAUCGGGGUAUUGGCUUUGAGCUGGUCAAACAGCUGGUUGGGAAAAGUAACCGGCCAGAAUGGGUCUUUGCCACCUGCCGGGACCCAGAGGGACCACGUGCCCAGGAAUUGAAGAAUUUGGCUGCUAAGCACCAGGGAGUAGAGAUUCUUGCACUGGAUACUUCCGAGCCAUCUAGUGUCAAGGCUGCUGCAACCCGAGUCACAGAGUGGUUGAAGGGAGCUGGGCUAAAUCUUCUGAUAAACAAUGCUGGGAUUUUAAAGCUAAGCACUCUGGAAACAGAGACACCAGACAGUAUGGCUGAGGUAUACAAAACCAAUGUGAUUGGUAGCAUGUUGGUGACUCAGGCAUUCUUGCCCUUGCUGAAGAAGGCAUCUCAGGAAAGCCCCCAGAAAGGGAUGAGCUGCAGCAAAGCUGCCAUUAUCAAUGUAUCCAGUGAAGCUGGUUCCAUUAAAAAUGUCCUUGUAUGGAGUGAAGGGCAAGUCAUUGGUUACCGUUGUAGCAAGGCUGCUCUGAACAUGCUCACCAGGUGCCAGUCCCUGGGAUAUGCCAAGGACAACAUCCUGUGCAUUACAUUGCAUCCUGGGUGGUUACAGACAGACAUGGGAAAUAAACUGGGGCAGCCCCCACUGACUGUGGACUACAGUGUGCGAGAAAUCCUGAACACCAUUCCCUCUCUCUCUGAGAAAGACCAUGGCACAUUUGUGAACUUAGAUGGGAAAGUCCUUCCCUGGUAAAACACCAAACAACCUGCUUGUCUGCACAGCAGAAGGAACCCCUCACUACCAGAGGCAACAUAAACACCUGAGAAUACAUGCUUUUUUUCUUCUACUUCUUUAAAAAAUACAUCUUCAGCUGAAACUCUCACCAUCUAGCCUUCCUUUGAA
Molecule: messenger RNA, 997 nt
Organism: Lacerta agilis (Sand lizard)
Lineage: Eukaryota; Metazoa; Chordata; Lepidosauria; Squamata; Lacertidae
Product: C-factor-like
Exons: 6
Coding region: 71-847 (258 amino acids)
Source: RefSeq, a predicted model, not a curated record